Urocitellus parryii (Arctic ground squirrel) is the source of this 5022-nucleotide messenger RNA. It is a transcript of the gene Nhs, whose product is annotated as NHS actin remodeling regulator. Gene Ontology annotation, biological process: lens development in camera-type eye; cell differentiation. The record is from RefSeq and is a predicted model, not a curated record. NCBI's taxonomy places the organism in Eukaryota, Metazoa, Chordata, Mammalia, Rodentia, Sciuridae.
UCCCCAGCUCACGAGAGGCGCUCAGAGGAGAACAGAAAGUCGCGGCUCCUCUGCGCGGGAUGCCUUUCGCCAAGCGGAUCGUGGAGCCGCAGUGGCUGUGCCGGCAGCGGCGCCCGGCGCCCGGCCCAGACGAGGAUGAGAGUGGAGGCAGCGCCGAGCCGCCGCCGCCCCUGCAGCCGCCUGGCCGGCGGGAGGAGGCCGAGCUGCCGGGGCCAAAGGAACCUCCCCGAGCGCCGCCUGCGCCUCUCGGGCUGCCGCCACCUCCGCCGCCGGUACUUGUGCCGGCUGACCAGGCUCAGCAGCCUCAGGGCGAAGCGCCUGCGGCCGGCGAGGAGAGCGCGGCGGGGGUCCCGGAGGAGGCGUCCACAGCUGGUGAGGCUUCCACCGCGGCAGCGGCGGCUGUGCUGCUCAUGCUGGACCUGUGCGCAGUCAGCAACGCUGCGCUGGCCCGCGUCCUCCGGCAGCUCUCGGACGUGGCCCGGCACGCGUGCAGCCUCUUCCAGGAGCUCGAGAGCGACAUCCAGCUUACCCACCGCCGUGUCUGGGCACUGCAGGGCAAGCUCGGCGGCGUGCAGCGCAUCCUCGGCACCCUGGACCCCAAGCAGGAGGCAGUGCCCGUCUCCAACCUGGACAUUGAGAGUAAGCUGAGCGUGUACUACCGCGCACCUUGGCACCAGCAGCGAAACAUCUUCCUCCCGGCCACCCGGCCCCCAUGUGUGGAGGAGCUGCACCGCCACGCCCGGCAGAGCCUGCAAGCCCUGCGCAGAGAACACCGGAGCCGAAGUGAUCGCCGAGAGCAGAGAGCUGCUGUCCCUCUUUCCAUCGCUGCUCCACCACUGCCAGCCUACCCUCCAGCUCACAGCCAGAGGAGGCGCGAGGUGAAGGACCGCCACUUCCUAACGUUUAACAGCACCCGUUCGCCCUCCCCCACUGAGUGUUGCCACAUGGCCCCAUGGAGUAGAAAGUCCCACCCCCCAGAGGACGAAGAUACAGAUGUCAUGUUAGGGCAGAGGCCGAAAAACCCAAUACACAAUAUCCCCUCUACACUGGACAAGCAGACCAACUGGAGCAAAGCGCUACCUCUCCCAACGCCAGAGGAGAAGAUGAAACAAGAUGCCCAAGUGAUUUCUUCUUGCAUUAUUCCCAUCAAUGUCACUGGAGUUGGUUUUGACAGAGAGGCUAGUAUACGCUGCUCUCUUGUUCAUUCACAAUCUGUACUACAGCGGAGACGAAAAUUGAGGAGGAGGAAAACCAUCUCGGGUAUCCCUAGAAGAGUUCAACAAGAAAUAGAUUCUGAUGAAUCACCAGUGGCCAGGGAAAGGAAUGUGAUUGUGCACACAAACCCAGAUCCCUCCAACACUGUCAACAGGAGGUCCGGAACCAGAGACUCUGAGUGCCAAACUGAGGAUAUUCUAAUUGCUGCCCCAUCCAGAAGGAGAAUCAGGGCUCAAAGGGGUCAAAGCAUUGCAGCUUCCCUUUCUCAUUCUGCUGGCAACAUUUCUGCGCUGGCAGACAAAGGUGACACCAUGUUUACUCCUACAGUGAGCAGCCGUACAAGAUCUCGGAGCCUUCCUCGGGAAGGUAAUAGAGGUGGAGAUGCUGAACCCAAAGUUGGUGCUAAACCCUCAACAUAUGAAGAGGAAGAGCCUUUCGUGGGCGACCAUGAAAGAACCCCUAAUGACUGCAGCGAAGCUCCGAGCAGCCCAAGUACACAGGAACACCAGCCUGCUUUGGGCCUGGCCUGUUCUCAGCAUCUUCACAGCCCCCAGCACAAGUUAAGUGAGAGGGGAAGGUCACGUCUGUCCCGAAUGGCUGCUGACUCUGGCAGCUGUGACAUCUCCUCCAACUCAGACACCUUUGGGAGCCCUAUCCACUGCAUCUCCACGGCUGGGGUCCUCCUCAGCAGCCACAUGGACCAGAAGGAUGACCACCAGUCAUCCAGUGGGAACUGGAGUGGGAGCAGCUCCACAUGCCCCUCACAGACCUCAGAAACAAUCCCUCCUGCAGCUUCUCCUCCCCUCACUGGCUCUUCACACUGUGACUCAGAGUUGUCAUUAAACACAGCCCCUCAUGCUAACGAGGACACCAGUGUCUUUGUGACAGAGCAGUACAAUGACCAUUUGGAUAAAGUGAGAGGCCACCGGGCAAACUCCUUUACCUCCACUGUUGCAGAUCUGCUGGAUGACCCUAGCAAUAGCAACACAAGUGACAGUGAGUGGAAUUACCUGCACCACCAUCAUGAUGCCUCCUGCCACCAAGAUUUUAGUCCUGAGCGUCCGAAGGCAGAUAGCCUGGGCUGCCCAAGCUUCACAAGCAUGGCCACUUAUGACAGUUUUCUGGAAAAGUCUCCAUCGGACAAAGCAGAUACCAGCUCUCACUUUUCAGUAGACACAGAAGGAUACUAUACCUCCAUGCAUUUUGACUGUGGGCUCAAAGGUAAUAAGAGCUAUGUCUGUCAUUAUGCAGCCAUGGGUCCAGAAAACAGCCAGGGCAUCGGUCCUGGUCUUCCAGACUGUGCCUGGCAGGACUACUUAGAUCACAGGAGGCAAGGGAGACCAAGCAUCUCUUUCAGGAAACCAAAGGCAAAGCCUACCCCACCUAAACGUAGCUCAUCGUUGAGGAAGUCCGAUGGAAAUGCAGAUGUUCCUGAGAAGAAAGAACCAAAAAUAAGCAGUGGUCAGCACCUGCCUCACAGUUCCAGGGAAAUGAAGUUGCCUCUUGAUUUCUCCAACACGCCUUCUCGAAUGGAAAAUGUCAAUCUUCCGACCAAGCAGGAACCUUCUUGGGUGAACCAGAGCGAACAUGGAAUGAAGGAACCUCAGUUAGACACCUCAGAUAUUCCACCAUUCAAAGAUGAAGGUGCUGAAUCAACUCACUAUGCAGACCUCUGGCUUCUAAAUGACUUGAAAACAAAUGAUCCUUAUAGAUCCUUAUCUAAUUCAAGCACUGCUACGGGUACCACAGUUAUCGAGUGCAUCAAAUCUCCAGAGAGCUCUGAAUCCCAAACAUCACAGUCAGAAUCAAGAGCCACCACCCCAUCUCUUCCUUCUGUUGACAAUGAAUUUAAACUGGCAUCACCAGAAAAGCUGGCUGGCUUGGCUUCUCCGUCAAGUGGCUAUUCAAGCCAGUCUGAAACACCAACAUCCUCUUUCCCUACAGCCUUCUUUUCAGGUCCAUUGUCUCCUGGAGGUAGCAAAAGAAAACCUAAAGUCCCAGAAAGGAAAUCCUCACUCCAGCAACCCUCUUUAAAAGAUGGAACCCUCUCACUGAGUAAAGACCUUGAACUUCCAAUUAUACCUCCUACUCAUCUUGACCUAAGUGCUCUUCAUAAUGUCUUGAAUAAACCAUUCCACCACCGUCACCCAUUGCAUGUUUUUACUCAUAAUAAGCAAAACACAGUAGGAGAAAUGCUGAGGUCAAAUCCUCCACCGUCCCUUGCAAUUACACCGACAGUCCUGAAAUCUGUUAACCUUAGGUCCAUCAGUAAGUCUGAAGAAGUUAAGCAAAAAGAAGGCAACAAUACAGAUCUCCCCUACUUAGAGGAAAGUGCUCUCACAAUGGCUGCCUUAUCUCCAGGUAAGAUCAGGCCACAUAUGGCGAAGAAAUCAGUAUCACGGCAGUACUCUGCUGAAGAUAGCAUACUGUCCUUUUUAGAUUCUUCUGCGGUUGAGAUGGGACCAGAUAAACUACAUUUGGAUAAGAACCCUCCUUUCGAUGGGAAGAAUCACUGCAAUCCAGAAACUGUGACCUCAGCUGGUAGCAAUCUUCUAGAUUCAAAUGUCAUGAAAGACCAAAUAGAGAUGGAGAGUGAGCCUAUUCCAGAAAACAUACCAACUAAAAACUGUGGGGUUUCCACAGAAGGAUUUCAAAGGGUGUCUGCUGCCCGCCCAAAUGGCUUGGACAGCAAAAUAAUACAGUAUGGAGCUGGUCCAGAUGGAGCGCUAGAACAGAAGCCAUCCUCUGAAGAUCAGGAGGAAGGUGCACAACCUAUGGAUGUAAUCGCAUCUCAGUCCAACUCACCAACUAGAACAAUGGACAUAAGCAACCAACUUAAGCAUCAACUUGUUAUGAGCCACCACCACGACAAAGUGCCUGGGACUAUCCGCUAUGAAUCAGAGAUAUCAACUGUAAAUUCAUUUCCUGAAAAAUGUUUUGAGCAGGAAAAUAUUGCUUCAGGUAUUUCACCCAAAAGUGCCUCUGAUAACAGCAGAGCAGAGGAGACCCAAGGAAAUGUGGAUGAGGCUUCACUGAAAGAAUCAUCACCGAGUGAUGACUCCGUCAUCUCACCACUUAGUGAAGACUCUCAAGCUGAAGCAGAGGGUGUGUUUGUAUCUCCAAACAAACCUCGAACAACUGAGGAUUUAUUCGCUGUCAUUCACAGAUCCAAGAGGAAAGUACUUGGAAGAAAAGAUUCUGGGGACAUGUCUGUUCGAAGCAAAUCGAGAGUUCCCCUUGGCAGCAGUAGCAGCGGGGCCAGUUCUGUGACUUCUCCCAGCAGCAGCGUGACAACUGCAAACAGCCAGAGGUCUCCUGGUCUCAUCUACCGCAAUGCCAAAAAGUCCAACACAUCCAACGAAGAGUUUAAGCUGCUACUCCUCAAGAAAGGCAGUCGCUCUGAUUCCAGUUACCGCAUGUCUGCCACUGAGAUCCUGAAGAGUCCCAUCCUGCCCAAACCUCCUGGGGAACUCACAGUGGAGUCCCCCCAAAGCACCGAUGAUGCCCAUCAGGGAUCCCCUGGGGCCGAGGCAUUGUCCCCACUCUCCCCGUGCUCCCCGAGAGUCAACGCGGAAGGAUUUGCCUCGAAGAACUUUGCCACCUCAGCAUCAGCCAGGGUCGGACGUUCCCGGGCGCCCCCUGUAGCCAGCAGCAGCCGCUACAGUGUCCGCUGCCGGCUGUACAACACGCCCAUGCAGGCCAUCUCCGAGGGAGAGACGGAAAACUCCGACGGGAGCCCGCACGACGACCGCUCCUCCCAGAGCUCCACAUAGGCCGCCUAUGUCAGGCUGCCCCCCAACGCCCAAA